AUGGGUUGCUGCUUUUCCUCGCCUCGUCGUGACGAAACUGUCUCGCAACAUGCCUCGCGAGUAGUCGCGGACGAGCGUCAGCCAGACUCAAUUCCUCAUCCUACCCAUCCAACUCCAAGUUCAAACAUUCUGCCCGCUUCUACCAUUGCCUACCGACGCGCGACGAACCAGUAUGCGCUGAGCGAGCAUUUCAACGCCCCGAUUCGCCGCCAUGUCUGGUACAGCAAGCGUCGGCUGUGGAGUCGGGCGACGUUGGACCAGGAGCGCAAAGACUUCUUCGAGACGAGAGUGACGGGGCGUCCGGAGGUUUGGGCUGCUUUAUCGACGGCGCUGACCUUGAUGCGCGCCAACGAUCUUGCGACAGCCCAGAGCAUCAUUGACGCCGCCGGGAUAACGGUGCCCACGGGCGAUCCCUGCCAGGGCUGCUAUGACGAGCAAGGGGUGCUUUAUCGGCUGCCCCAGUGUAUCGUCAGCGAUCCGGAAAACAUAGUGCGAUCAAGGUCCGAUGGCGAGGUCGAUGGCGGCGACGACGACGACUUCGACACUGAAGACGGUAAAUUAUCGGCGGACGAAGCCUCGGGCGACGAACUGAUCACGGAGGAGCUUGAACGGCGCAGGGAUGAAAAGGGCAAAACCCGGGAGCGAGAUCUGAUCUGUGUCAAAGCACGACUCAGCGACAGGGGUGGACCCGACGUAAUCGUGGCCGUCGGAAACGCGCAGAAUGUAGGCUUUAUUGCCCGGAAGGUGCAGCAAGAAGCUAGGAUUCCCAGGAGUCAUCGUGUACGCAUCGCGUAUCUGGGCAAGAUGCUCAAGGAGAAUUCCACCCUGGUCGAGCAAGGAUGGACGCCAGGCCAUGUGGUCAACGCACUGGUUACGAUCAGGCAUUGA
Aspergillus melleus is the source of this 888-nucleotide messenger RNA. RefSeq lists its product as uncharacterized. NCBI's taxonomy places the organism in Eukaryota, Fungi, Ascomycota, Eurotiomycetes, Eurotiales, Aspergillaceae. The record is from RefSeq and is a predicted model, not a curated record. The transcript has 3 exons. The coding region runs from base 1 to 888 and encodes 295 amino acids.